Molecule: messenger RNA, 441 nt
Organism: Carica papaya (papaya)
Lineage: Eukaryota; Viridiplantae; Streptophyta; Magnoliopsida; Brassicales; Caricaceae
Source: RefSeq, a predicted model, not a curated record
CUAAUUUUAUUUCACUCCAUGUGUCUCUCUGCUUAUUCUUCACUAGUUUCCCGCCGUCGACGUUAAGAGCAAGCAUCAAAUUCUCGCCGACCUCAACCCCGUCGAGCACGAAUCCAAGUUCCAGAGAAAGCAGAUCACUAGGAUUGGGCUUGUAAAAUCCAAAUUCUCAGUAUGAGUAAGCUUCAGAGUGAUGCACUGAGGGAAGCAAUCUCCACUAUCGUGAAUGCUUCAAAAGAGAAGAAGCGGAACUUCACUGAGACCAUUGAACUCCAGAUUGGGCUAAAGAACUAUGAUCCCCAAAAGGACAAACGUUUCAGUGGUUCUGUGAAGUUGCCACACAUUCCCCGCCCAAAGAUGAAGGUCUGCAUGCUUGGAGACGCUCAACAUGUGGAAGAGGCAGAAAAGACAGGUUUGGAUUAUAUGGAAUGUGGAAAGGCUUGA